UACAGGGAGAAGGACAUCCGUGCGCUUCAAGGUUUUUUGCUCAAAGGAUUUAUUGCCAAAGCAAAGUUCACGAAAUAAAGAAGACUUUGGAUGAUAGGAAGGAAUCAUGCGGAAUGUAGAAAGUGGCUCAGGUGCUAAUGGACUAAAAAGACAGGUUGUUGAGAGCCUGAUUCCUCAGAAGAAGCCUUUGUUUCACCUCUGCUUCAAGUUCCUGCUUGGCCUAGGGCUCCUCAUCAUGUGCUACACUCUGUCCAGUGGCUCUCUGUCAUGGAAGACGUUUCCAUUUCAAGGGCAUUACAACCGUCUCCUCAAUUGGAACAAUCUUUCAAAACUCAAAGUUAACCUUAGUGAAAUCAAAGAAACCACCCAAUCCCCCACUGCACUUCCUACUGUAGCCCCUACAGGUAUUCAGUACCACCAAGCCUACCCACGCAACUACCACUUCAUUAUGGAUAACCCAGAGGUGUGCAAAACCAAAACCCCUUUCCUGGUCUUGAUGGUUCCAGUUGCACCAAGAAACGUAGAAGCCCGGGAUGCCAUCCGGCAGACAUGGGGCAACCGCAGCCUGGUUCAGGGGCAAGUGGUGAUCACUCUCUUCAUGUUGGGACUCUCUGGAGACGCAGAUGUGCAGCAGCAAGAGAAGAUCCAACAGGAGAACCUUCAGCACCACGACCUGAUCCAGAGUAACUUCAUGGACACCUACCUCAAUCUGACUAUCAAAACCAUGGUGAUCAUGGACUGGCUGGCUACCCGCUGCCCGACAGCAGCAUACGCCAUGAAAAUCGACUCAGACAUGUUCUUGAACAUUGACAAUCUGGUGAUUAUGCUGUGUACGCCAGGUAUGCCCCAGGUGAACUACCUGACAGGGAUGCUUAUGUGGGACAGGCCAGUUGUCCGUUCAAAGGACUCCAAGUGGUACGUCUCUGAGGAGUUGUACCCAGACCCCUCGUACCCGACCUACACCUUGGGCAUGGGAUAUGUCUUCUCAAAUGAUCUUCCAAAGAAAUAUGUGGAAAUCUCAAAACUAAUAAAACCCUUUAACAUAGAGGAUGCCUACAUUGGCAUGUGCAUGAAAAAGCUAGGACUUGCACCCACAUCACCACCAAAUCCCUCCCAGUUCAAGGCCUAUAACCAGAGAUACGACCGCUGUGAAUACUCACAGAUCAUCACCUACAUCCUUGGUUCUGCUCAAGAGUUGAUAAAUUACUGGACAGACUUGAAAAGGCCUGAACCACCUUGUUAGGACACUGACUACUACAAAUACACAUUCACUUGAAGGGGUUGGAUAGCAGAGUUCUGGGAAUUGUAAUUCUUUUACCUUAGGUCUGAAAGGUGAACACGCCAAAUUUUAAGUGAAUACAGAAGUUUCUAAACAACUGCAGUUAAUAAGUAUUUGCAUUUAUUUGCUUUGGUGAAUUUAAAACUUCCCAAAAAAAAUAUUAUGAAGGAUAUGUGUAUUUAUUUUUUUUAUAAUAUGGGUGGAAGUGGAACUGUAAUCAGGAUUAUUGGAACCCUGAGGACCUUUUUGAUAAGAUGGGUGCUGUAUUGUUUAUGUUAAGCGUAUUGACUGGACAGGUGAACCCAGGUGCAGACACGGACAAGGAGACAGGAGUAGGGAAAGGUAUUUUAUUGCCAGGCUGCAGCUGGUGAGGCUCUGCUCUGACGCCGGUGCACCUGCAGGUAAUCAAACACAGGAGAACCACUAGCAGUUCCCAGAACUAGAGGUAGAGGGCAUGGUAGGAGCAGUUGGAGGGGCAGAUGGAACCGUUUAUGCUGUAGUUGUAUGCACAACAAGGUGCAUGAACAUAAAUUAUUUGUAUAGAUAUAAUGCAACAUGAAAUAAGUGUUGCAAUGGGUCAAAACCACUCAAAUGAAAGUUUCAGAUUCAGAAAGGCUCUCAGUAGAGUGCAUACCUCCGCCAACGCCCAGUCUCCUUAUGAAACCUAAUUUUAAUUCCCUGGAUCUUGAUUGUUAUGUGGGUUUUCACCAAAACACACACAAUGUUAAAUAUCUUAUCAAAUAAAAGUGAUAGAUUUUUUUCAUCAAGAUCGAUAAAUUAAUCUUUGGGCAAAUGGUACAAAAGUAAAAAGCAAACACUCCUUGGCGGAGGUAAUUUAAAAAAGACUGGAAAUAUCGAGAGGUGUUAAAAGCUUUAAACUUGUUUACAAAAUAUUGAAUGUUACAAUUAAUACUUCUCAGGAUACUUUUUGAAUAAAAGAAGCCAUUAGUAACUGACAGACUGAUUAUUAUAAUGACAAUGAUUUCCAUUUUUGUUUAGCUCAC
Molecule: messenger RNA, 2283 nt
Organism: Paralichthys olivaceus (Japanese flounder)
Lineage: Eukaryota; Metazoa; Chordata; Actinopteri; Pleuronectiformes; Paralichthyidae
Product: beta-1,3-galactosyltransferase 2-like
Cellular component (GO): Golgi membrane
Molecular function (GO): N-acetyl-beta-D-glucosaminide beta-(1,3)-galactosyltransferase activity
Source: RefSeq, a predicted model, not a curated record